This is a messenger RNA of Aspergillus candidus, 642 nucleotides long. RefSeq lists its product as uncharacterized. Bases 27 to 197 code for a protein of 56 amino acids. The transcript has 2 exons. NCBI's taxonomy places the organism in Eukaryota, Fungi, Ascomycota, Eurotiomycetes, Eurotiales, Aspergillaceae. The record is from RefSeq and is a predicted model, not a curated record.
UUGCACGCCACCUUUCCUGGGCAAGAAUGAUGGGCAUACGAGUGGACCACUCGUACCGCAUCACCCAGGUUAGGGUUGAGAAUGGAGACGGAAAAGGGGAGGGGAACUCCUUUUUUUAUGAUUUAUUCUUUAUGAUCAUGAAUGUCAUUUGUAGGCUUAUUACUUCGUAUCCAUACUUCUCAGUGAUUUGGUCAUGACAGCAGCAUUGUGGCAGUGCAUGUAUCUAACGGAACACGGUGGAGCCCACUAGGCCUUGAUGGGCAGAGGGAGAGACAUCCAUUCGUCCCUCUGCUUGUACCCUGGAUGAGCAUUGCUUCAAUCCUUGGAUGACCGUUUUUCUGGAAUUCGUGUUCCCUGGACCUGAUUGUUUCUUCCCCUUUUCCUCUGGUAGGAGAAUGCAAUGAUAUCCCCUCAAAUACCCCAACCCAAUGCGAGGUUGAAACCGUCGAAUCAGAGUAUCAUAAGACAGGAGUCGUCAUCCAGCACUGCCUCACUCCCCUUCCUGCCGUCCCCCAGUUGCCUUCCCCCCCCCCUGGUUCCCUGUCGUCGGCUCGGCUACCAAUCCUGUUUCCUGUCCCCUCCCUCCUCCUUCUCCUCUUUUUUCCUUCCUUCAGCUAUCUCCCUGAGUUGGUUCGCCCCAUA